Molecule: messenger RNA, 969 nt
Organism: Loxodonta africana (African savanna elephant)
Lineage: Eukaryota; Metazoa; Chordata; Mammalia; Proboscidea; Elephantidae
Gene: ZDHHC11
Product: zinc finger DHHC-type containing 11
Exons: 6
Coding region: 1-969 (322 amino acids)
Biological process (GO): peptidyl-L-cysteine S-palmitoylation; protein targeting to membrane
Cellular component (GO): Golgi apparatus; endoplasmic reticulum
Molecular function (GO): protein-cysteine S-palmitoyltransferase activity
Source: RefSeq, a predicted model, not a curated record
AUGAAGGGGAAGCACAGAAGGGAGACCGGGAAGAUGAACCUCUGUGGGAGGAACCUGCGACGGGUCACCCCGGAGGCUGGCACCUGCAAGGAGAAGCCCCCUCUGCUGUCCAGAGUAAAUGGCUGGUCCCUGCCGCUCAACACCUUGCAGGUGGUGGCCUGGACCACAUUCCUGGCUAUGACCUUCACCAGCUUUGGCAUCUUCAUCCCCCUGCUGCCCAGGGUCUGGAGGUAUGUGGCAUACAGCGUGACCAGCGGGCUAUUCCUCUUCCACUUUGUGGUCCACCUAGUGGCCAUCUCGACCGACCCCGCAGAACCCAACGUGCGGAUCAAGAACUACAACAAGCCCGUGCCCGUCUUCGACCGGUCCAAGCACGCACAUGUCAUUCAGAACCAGUACUGCCACCUGUGCGAGGUCACCGUGAGUGCGAAAGCCAAACACUGCAGUGCCUGCAACAAGUGCGUUGCCGACUUCGACCACCACUGCAAGUGGCUCAACAACUGCGUGGGCAGCAGGAACUACUGGUGUUUUUUCAGCUCUGUGGCCUCGGCGGUGGCAGGCCUCUUCUGCCUGGUAGUGGUGCUCCUGUACAUCUUAAUCCAGUACAUCAUGGACCAGGAGGAGCUCCGUACCGACCCCCACUUUGAAAAGAUCACGGACGAGAAUACCUGGCUGCUCUUCCUCCCCUUCUUCCCUGUCAGGACGAAGGCCCCAGUGCUUCUGAUCAUUGGGGCGGCCAUGCUAGUGCUGGACCUCGUCAGCCUCCUGAUGCUGGGACACCUGCUCCUGUUCCACCUUUAUCUCUGUAAGUACCCCAUCCCCGCCCCCCGACGAGCCCCCACCCUCUCCUGUUUACACUGCCCUGGGGCAGGCAGGCUCUUGGGUCCCUCGAUCCCACUGCACCCACCACCGGCCCGGGGGCUGGGCACCAUUCUGGUGCAGCAUGACUUGGCAAGAAGAUGCCCGUGA